This is a messenger RNA of Linum trigynum, 959 nucleotides long. The record is from the annotation of a GenBank genome assembly. Lineage: Eukaryota; Viridiplantae; Streptophyta; Magnoliopsida; Malpighiales; Linaceae.
CACACAAAUGGUUGGGAAAAGAAGAAAGAAAAACAAAAACAAACAAAGAACUCACUUGCAAUUGCAUGUCAGAUUUUCAUGGUGUGCAAAUUUUCAUCCCUUGAAAGUGGUCUUGCAUCAAUGCCAUCCACUUUUUCAAUUGCACAUGGCUGCCACCUCAGCUUGCAAUUCCCUCCAUUUGCACCAUUGGAGACGCUCUAAAAAGGUCUAAAGCCAAGUUGGCAUGGAGGUUGCCAGGUGGGCAUCCCAAGUGUUUGUUUAAAACACAGGUGUCGGCGUGUGGCUCUGCCUUGCAACUUCUCAUGACACCUUUGCAUCGUAACUUAAGUGUCAAGCGACACCUGUGCCUGCCUAACUUCACCUUCAACGUAACCUUCCCCCCCUCUCUAUUUCUAUCCUUCUAAAUCAGUCCAGCAGCAAAGCCAGGAACUAACAUCAAGAAGGCUUACUAGAAUUGAAAAAGCUAGCGAACACUUUGAACACCACCACAGGAAAACCAGAAAAAAAAAGGGAGAAAUGACGGAUACCGUAGGAGUCACCGGUGGUUGCAAUGCCAUCUGUGGCUGCCCUGUGCCCUGUCCUGGCGGGAAUGCUUGCCGGUGCAGAACAGCCGAUACGACGAAGACAGCAGGAGACGGACACAACAAGUGCUCGUGCGGUGAGCAUUGCGGCUGCAACCCAUGCACCUGCCAGAAGGCUGGUGUGAGCACUGGGGUUGGCAAAGCUCACUGCAAGUGCGGUGCUGGCUGCAGCUGUCCAACCUGUACUGCUUAAGAUAAAGCAAAAAGUGGUGUGCCGAGUGGGGCGAAAGGAAGCUGUUCAAAUUCUGAUUAAGAUCUUCCUUUCUAUCCUUCUAUUAGGGCAUAGAAAGAACUACUCUAUUCUACUGUCGCGUGAGGAUCCAUACUGCUGUUUCUAGACUUCUAUAGUCUUACCUUCAAUAAAACAGAAAAUCCUGU